AUGCCAAGACUAGGAAUAGACAAAACUAUUCUGAAGCACCCAGCGCUGAUAGAUGGCCAGAAAGGUUCCACUGAAAAGCAUAACAAGGCAAAGAUACCAGAGUCUGAAGGAGGGUCAUCUCGACCCAACUUGCAAGUCAUGAUGCUGCAAAAACUGCAACAGGUUGGUUUAGCCAUAGAAGAGGAGGAAUUAGAUAACAUGUCCGAAGAUGACAACGAUGACUGGCUGAACUAUGAACUCAACCAUGAAGAAUUCAAAGCAGCCUUGGGAUUGAGAGCCAAAGACGAAGAUGGUCAAACAUUCGAAGAAAGGCACCAAAUAUUCGGGGACCUUAGAAGAAACUAA
Messenger RNA from Prunus armeniaca (apricot), 345 nucleotides. The record is from the annotation of a GenBank genome assembly. NCBI's taxonomy places the organism in Eukaryota, Viridiplantae, Streptophyta, Magnoliopsida, Rosales, Rosaceae.